Molecule: messenger RNA, 1137 nt
Organism: Ooceraea biroi (clonal raider ant)
Lineage: Eukaryota; Metazoa; Arthropoda; Insecta; Hymenoptera; Formicidae
Gene: P32
Product: complement C1q binding protein P32
Biological process (GO): cytosolic ribosome assembly
Cellular component (GO): mitochondrial matrix
Source: RefSeq, a predicted model, not a curated record
AUGCAACCAUUUCCGCGUGGCUCGUGCUUGAUACCGAGUGCCGUGCUUCUUCCUGGGCCCUCGAACCGCAAGUUUUUAACGAUCGAACGACGCGUUUUCGUUAAUUGUGCGAUAUCAUGAACGGUAUCGUGAGGAACGCGCUGCGCGUCUCGUCUCUUCGCGGUGUACUGUCGUUGUCGUCACCGGCAGCAAUCGGCGGCGGCAAUCAAUCCUCGAGGGCACUAUGGAACAUGUGCACUCGCCGGCGGAGUGCCGAGAUCACGCCUCUCGCUUCCCAGUUCAAGCAGCACGACUUCUCCAGCCGUAGAUGCUACAGCAAGUCGCAUACCAAAGCGGAGAAAGAGUUGGUGGAGUUUUUGGCAGAGGAGAUCGUAGCCGAGAAGAAGGCGCAGAAGCUAAAGACUAUACCCACAACGUUGGACGGUUUCUCCAUAUCGCUCGAUGGUGCGGAAGUCAAUCUUGACAAGAAGGAUGGCACCGAUAAGAUUCAUAUUUCGUUCAAUGUGAACCACACAGUGGAUGCAGACUCCGAUGCAGACGUCGAUCCUCGACAGGACGAUGUGGAGAUCGGUGAGAUGAAGAGCAAGCCGUCUUUCACAGUGGACAUAAUCAGGGGCAGUCAGACGCUGGGCUUCACAUGCUCCUUCAAUAGUCAACCCGGUGCGUCGGGUGCUGAUGAGAGUUACAAUGACGUAUUCGGCAUCGACGAGAUCACGUUGUACGAGGGCGAGCACAAUCAGAAGGUGUACUCGGUAGCCGGUGAGAUCCUCGACGGUUAUCUGUACGAUUUGCUGAUGAAUUACCUCGAGGAGAAGGGUAUUUCUAACGAAUUCGCUGAUAAGCUGGUCAACCUGAGCACAUCCUACGAGCACACAGCCUAUGUCAGCCUGUUGGAGGGUCUGUCGAAAUUCACGUCUGGAAAAUAAUUCUAGGUUCUAAUAUUAAGAUUUCCUGCGACUUAUGACCGUAUAUAGUUGUACAACUAAAUAAGAAAAUCGUUAAUAAACAGGUAUAUGUACUGAUAUAUGUUCAUUAGUAGAUUUUGCAAAAUAUUCAGAUGGAAUAUUUGGAGCAUAUAGAAAGGUUAAAAUGAUUAUUUUUUAUUUGUGUAAAGAGAAAAUAUAAUUUCCCAUGAAA